Messenger RNA from Mytilus trossulus (common blue mussel), 1236 nucleotides. RefSeq lists its product as uncharacterized. NCBI's taxonomy places the organism in Eukaryota, Metazoa, Mollusca, Bivalvia, Mytilida, Mytilidae. Bases 32 to 1093 code for a protein of 353 amino acids. Gene Ontology annotation, biological process: DNA integration; DNA recombination. The transcript has 2 exons. The record is from RefSeq and is a predicted model, not a curated record. Gene Ontology annotation, molecular function: DNA binding.
CAAGGGAGCCAGAUCAGAUGAUUUUACCGGUAUGGAUAUUGUAUCAUCAUCACUGCAGCGACAGAUUAUUGACGAUGGAAAAAUUCCACCGCCUCGCUCCACAUGCAGAGAAGCUGCCACACAACUGCCCGAGUGUCUACGAAGUAAUGUGGUGUUGAAUGAAACAGUCAAACAAUUAUGGACACAUGCUGUUGCUAAUACAACAAGAUCUUUGUAUAAUAUAGGUUUUUCUCACUUUGUUAGAUUUUUGUUGCUAAAUGGUAUUACAUAUAAUUCACACGAUCUACCUCUUAUAUCAGAGGACGUUCUCAUUUACUUUAUAGCACAUUGUUUUAAAGUUUUGAAACUCAAACACACUACUAUGAAAAUUUAUUUAUGUGGUAUAAGACAUGCAUAUUUGAAGUCAGGAUAUCAUUAUCCUCUAGAAACGCCUCAUGGCGAAUUUUUACCAAGACUCACUCUGAUUUUAAAAUCUGUUAAACGCAUACAAGGCUCACAAACUAGAACCAGGUUACCGAUUACUUUUCCAAUUUUACAGGAAAUCUGCCUAAGAAUGAGAAAAGGCGUGUUUGAUAAAUAUAUUGAUUGUUUGAUAGAAACAACUUGCAUAGUUGCGUUUUUCGCCUUUUUGAGAUGUGGAGAAUUUACCGUCAUGAAUGUUGAUAAGUUUGACCCUCUAACUAGCUUAUGCAUAUCUGAUAUUAUUUUAAAGACUGAUUAUGCUAUUCUGAGACUUAACGAAUCUAAAACUGAUCCAUUCCGAAAGGGAAUAGAUAUUAAACUGUUUAAGAUAGAUAACUCUAUUUGCCCUUUUUUGGCUUUAAAAAGAUAUUUAAGUAUUAGACAUUCUGAAUUUGGAAUUGGAUGUCCAUCUGACCCGCUUUUUAUAACAGGUAAUAGAGAAGCUUUAACCAGACAAUUUUUUCUAGUGAAAUUGAAGAAUAUUUUAGAACUUUGCGGUUAUGACGCAAACCUGUAUAAUGGUCAUUCGUUCAGAUCUGGUGCCGCAACUAGUGCGGGGAAAGCACGCGUAGAAGAUCAUAUGAUCAAAGUACUUGGUCGAUGGAAAUCAGAUAGUUAUUGUAGAAUGUAGAUAUAUCAAGAUUUCCCAAACUUCUAUCAAAUAUGCUCAACAAAGUUUAACUGAGUCGUAAAUAUAUUUUUACAUUUGUAUAUACUCAUUGUGUUAUAUAGCUAUAGGAUUGUUUGCUUAUGUAAACAUAUUAAUACACUUUA